CAAACCCAGCCCGGGACACAAUCUGCGCCGCACAUCAAAAUCGGGCUCGAGUCGACACACGAGCGAAUCUGACCUAAACCCUAGCUCGCCUCCUCCUCCUCCUCCUCGCCGCCGCCGCCGCCGCCGUCGCCGUCGAGCACCACCCGAGCAGCCAUGGCGAAUCCGGCAGCAGCAGCAGGGCCGUCGGGGGGAGCGAGGUCGUUCCUGCAGGCCGUGUCGACCGUCACCGAGGAGGCGCCGUCGCCGCUCCGCGUCGUGCAGAUGGAGGGCCUGGCUGUCCUGAAGAUCAUUAAGCACUGUGAGGAGUUUGCACCUGCUCUAGUUACAGGCCAACUGCUUGGUUUGGAUGUUGGCAGUGUUCUGGAAGUAACGAACUGUUUUCCUUUCCCAAUGAGAGAAGAUGAUGAAGAGGCAGAUGCAGAUGGUGCAAAUUAUCAGCUUGAGAUGAUGAGGUGCUUGAGGGAGGUUAAUGUUGACAAUAACACUGUUGGAUGGUAUCAAUCUUGCUUGCUUGGAUCUUUUCAGACUGUGGAACUGAUUGAAACGUUUAUGAACUAUCAGGAGAAUAUCCGGAGAUGUGUGUGCAUCGUUUAUGACCCAUCUAGGUCAAAUCAGGGGGUUCUAGCUCUCAAGGCCUUGAAACUCACAGAUUCAUUCAUGGAUCUUUACCGUAACAAUGGUUUAACUGGAGAGAAGUUAAGAGAGAAGAAAUUGUCAUGGGUUGAUAUUUUUGAGGAGAUACCGAUUAAAGUUUCCAACUCUGCACUUGUCAGUGCCUUCAUGACGGAGCUGGAACCUGAAUCACCUGUUUCACAGUGUGAUUUUGACCGCCUUAAAUUGUCAACUGCUCCAUUCAUGGAAAGGAACUUGGAAUUUCUGAUUGGCUGCAUGGAUGAUCUUUCAUCAGAGCAGAACAAGUUCCAAUAUUACUAUCGCAAUGUCUCAAGACAGCAGUCACAGCAGCAGGCAUGGCUCCAAAAGAGAAGGCAAGAGAAUAUGGCAAGAAAAGCUGCUGGAGAGGAGCCAUUGCCAGAAGAAGACCCAUCCAAUCCCAUUUUCAAGCCGAUUCCUGAGCCGUCACGUUUGGAGGGUUAUCUUGUAACCAAUCAGAUCUCCAGUUACUGCAACCAUAUUAAUGGGGUUGCUGGUCAGAAUUUCAACAGGCUCUACUUAAUGAAGGCCUUGCAGGAGGACUAGAUGGCUAGGUGAUGAGUGGCAACUGUUAUGAUAUUUGACUUGCUAGAUGUCAAUUUUGCCUUGUGCUUUAUGCCUAUUAUACCUUUUGCCAAGAAAAGCCAGAGCCUAUUGUACCAAUCUUACGGAUACAAAGUCCGCAGUAUGAUAAAUUGAUUUUAUCGCUUGGUUGGGUCUCUUAUGGUGUUUAAAUCUUUCAGUUAACUCAAAUUGCUAUAA
Oryza sativa Japonica Group (Japanese rice) is the source of this 1413-nucleotide messenger RNA. Its product is annotated as eukaryotic translation initiation factor 3 subunit H. Lineage: Eukaryota; Viridiplantae; Streptophyta; Magnoliopsida; Poales; Poaceae. Gene Ontology annotation, molecular function: translation initiation factor activity; metallopeptidase activity; protein binding. Gene Ontology annotation, cellular component: cytoplasm; cytosol; eukaryotic 43S preinitiation complex. The record is from RefSeq and is a predicted model, not a curated record.